UUGACUAUGUGAGUACUUUGUGGGGAGCACGGGGAUGGAUUCUGGCAUGGAAGAGACACCAGUUAAAGUUGCAGUUCGAGUCAGACCUCUGCUUUUCAAAGAAGUACUUCACAACCACCAAACAUGUGUAAGACUAAUCCCAAAUACCCAACAGAUUAUCAUUGGGAAAGACCGUGUCUUCACUUUUGAUUACGUGUUUGGCAAAAACUCAACCCAAGAAGAAGUCUAUGCUGUUUGUGUUAAGCCUCUUCUAGUGUCUUUGACUAACGGAUACAAUGCUACAGUGUUUGCUUAUGGACAAACGGGUUCUGGCAAGACUUACACCAUUGGAGGUGGCCACAUUGCAUCCGUUGCAGAGGAUGAAAAGGGCAUCAUUCCACGGGCUAUUGAAGAGUUGUUUCAUCAUAUUUCUGAAAACCGCAGCAUUGACUUCCACGUGAAGGUAUCUUAUAUAGAGGUUUACAAAGAAGAACUUCGUGAUUUAUUGGAGUUGGAGACCUCUGCAAAAGAAUUACAUAUCCGAGAAGAUGAAAAGGGAAAUACGGUGAUUAUUGGUGCUAAGGAGUUCCCUGUAGAAUGUGCAGAUGAAGUUAUAAGCCUGCUGAAAAGUGGCAGUGCAGCUCGUCACACAGGCACAACACAAAUGAAUGAGCACUCUAGUCGAUCUCAUGCCAUUUUUACCAUCAGUAUUUGUCAGAAACAUCCUGUAGAGCCUCAGAAAAAUACCAAUGUUGUACGGGAUUCAUCCAGGAAAUCAGUCCAGAAGAUUGCCUCCAAGUUUCAUUUUGUGGAUUUGGCAGGAUCAGAGAGGGUGACAAAGACUGGAAAUACUGGUGAACGCUUCAAAGAGUCAGUUCAGAUCAACAGCGGUCUGUUAGCCUUGGGAAAUGUCAUCAGUGCCCUUGGAGAUCCUAAAAGGAAAAAUGUACACAUUCCAUACAGGGAUGCUAAAAUCACUCGUAUUCUGAAAGACUCCCUUGGAGGAAAUGCCAAGACGGUCAUGAUAACAUGUGUAAGUCCAUCCUCAUCAGACUUUGAUGAAUCUCUAAAUUCCCUCAAAUAUGCCAACAGAGCCAAAAACAUUAGAAAUAAACCAGUUGUAAAUUACAACCCUGAUCAAGAACGGAUUGAUGAAAUGGAACUUGAAAUCAAAUUGCUUCGAGAAGCUUUGCAGAACCAGAAAUUUGGUAAUCAGGGUUCACGUGACUUGAACCAGGAACGAACUCAUAUAAUUUCUCUUGAGGAGCAGCUCACCCGGCUUCAAGUUCAAUGUUUCAGUUACAGAAAUUGUGUAGAUGAAGCUCUCCCAUUACUGCUUGACUUGAAUGGUGAUGUUAACUUAGAAAGAAAUCAACGGGACAGGCUGCAGAAAUGGAUCACUAUGGUAGAGGAAGUAAGAAAGGAAGCUCUCAGCAUACAGGGAACUGACACAGGGACUGGGACUAGCCAAGAGCCACUACACAUCACAAUUUUUCAGCUAAAGAAGGAGCUAAAGAAAAGCCAGCAGGCUCUAGUUAUGGAUGAAGAAGUAUUUAGCCAGAAGGACCAUGAACUACAGGUACUGCAGAAUCAGAUAAAGACAUUACUGCAGGAAAAUGAAGAGCACCUGCAGUCAUUAAAGGAGGCUCAAGAAACAAAGAGAUUGCAGAAUGAGAAAAUGGUGGAACAGCAAAUGGUUAUUGAUCAGCUAAAAGAAAAAUUAGAGAAGUUUACAGAUGUGAAAACCUUGGGCUCCUCAAGCGCUUGCGCAGAUGGGCCAGCUGUUGUGGCAUCUGCAAGAAGGCCAUACAGUGUCCCACUCACAAAGAGUCUGCUGCACUCCCUUCGCCCACCUUCAGGAACAGAGACCCAAAAGAUGUACACCAGCCCCCCUGCCUUUUUGCUGGCCCGAGUAAUGGCAGAAUUCCAUGCUCGCAGACAGACAGUGCUGAACAACAUAGAAGAUCAAGAUAAGGUCCUUCACUGCCACCUCUCUGAUCACAGCGAUGAAGAGAAACAAAAUACAAGCAGCAAAAAGAAAACCUCACUUAAGCCUUUCACAAAUGGAACAUGGACACAAAACCAGGCUUCUCUGUGCUUUCUUCCUGAUCUAAGUAACAUGGAGUGUCAAGUAGACAAGUCUGGUUUAUCCAAAGAGUCUGUGCUACAGACUGACACAACCACAGGUGAAGACAUUGGCAGCCUCCAGAAAAGUCAUGUUUUUAACAUGCAGAAGUUAAAGAAUUCAGAGUUGAGACUCACUGGAGCCAAGCAAAAUAUGAGAGAACUUGAACUUAAUAUCAAAAUGAAAGAGGAACUUAUUAAGGAAUUAGUAAGAACAGGUAAGGAUGCUCAGUCUGUCAGCAGGCAAUAUUCUUUGAAGAUAACUAAACUGGAGCAAGAAAUUGAACAGGCCAAAAUGGAACUGACUGAAGCACAAAAGCAGCUUCAGGAGCUGGAGAGUAAGGAGUUGAGAGACAUUCCUGAGAAAGCCAAGUUACAAAAAGAGUUCAGUAAGAAGAUGGAUGCAGCUAAGUUGAAAGUGCAGGCCUUACAGAAGCAGCAUCAAGAUGCUAAGAAUCUGGCUUUAUUAUUUAACCAAAGCAAGAGACAAGCAACAGAACUUGAACAGAAUGUGGCUCAGAUGAAGCAUCAGCUGACCCAGCUACAGAAGAGACUGUGUGAGGAAAGCGGGAAAAAUAAACAACUAGAAGCAGAGAUUCAGCAGGACCAGCAACAAAUUAAAGAACUUGAGAUGGAGCAACAGAAGAUCCUUAAGGAUGAAGAGAUUGCUGCAUUUAAAAAGAAAAAUAGUUCAAUGGGAACUUCACAGAAGCUACAGAAAUUAGAAGAGCAAAAGAAAUGGCUGGAUGAAGAAAUGGAAAGAACUCUCCAACAGCACCAACAGUUAGCAGAACUAGAAGAAGAUAUAAAGAAAAGAGAAGCCAUUGUAGCCAAAAAAGAAGCAUUAUUGCGAGAGAAAAAACACCUGGAAAUCAAGAAACUGAGAUCUAGUCAGGCUUUAAACAAAAAUAGUAUGAAUUUGUCAACUCGCUUAACUCUGCUGGAUCAGGAGCUGUGUGAUCAAGGUAUGCAGCUUCAGGGUAGCACCACUGAAGACAAGACAGACAUUUUGGAAAAAAUUCAAGUUCUCCAAACAGAAAGGGAUCAGCUGCUUAGAAGAAGAAAUAGCGUGGAUGAGAAACUGAAAGAUGGUAAAGUGCUGUCAGCUGAAGAAGAACAUGUCCUUUUCCAGCUGGAAGAAGGAAUUGAAGCCCUGGAGGCUGCUAUUGAUUACAAGAAUGAAAGUAUUCAGAACCGCCAGCAUUUGCUUAGGUCAUCUUCUCAGAUUCUUUCACAGAGUGAGAGUAAUAUAAUAGGAAAACUUGUUUCCCUGUCUGCUGCUGAGCUCAGAGUUAUCCUUUUCAAAUAUUUCAAAAAGAUUGUUGGCCUACGUGAGUCUGAACGUAAAUUACAACUGCAAAUUGAAGAACAGGAAAUGAAGGUCAUAGACCAGGAAAUCAUGAUACUUGAAUUAGAAUCUGCACUUGAACACAUCAAAUUACAGUAUGACAGGCAGCUAACCCUACAACAAAAAGAACAUGAGAAAAAAAUACAGUUAAUACUGCAUCAUUUCAAAGAACAAGAUAAUGAAGAUACUGCAGAAACCUUGAAAGGGUAUGAAGUAAAAGUCCAUCAACUGGAAAAAGAGUUAUUUUUCUAUAAGAAAACCAACAGAGAGAUGAAGAAGAAAUUGAAAGGCCUCUCUGGAGAGUCAUCCCAUCAAUUACUGGCAUCCACUAAAUGUAACAGUGCUGGUGAGAGGACAGCUUCAUGUAGGCAAGAUGAAGCAGAAGUUGCUUCUGAAGAAUUCAAAUUGACACUUAACCCUGAAACUAAUAGUCAGCCAGGAAAAAUAAAUGAAACAGAAAGAAAAUGUAUUUUAAGAGCACAACAGAAUCCAUACAGCAUUGGAGAAGUUGUUUCAGGAUCUGGAAGCAACAAAGAGAGUUUGUCAAGCUCUAGUGAUGACAAAACAGGAACAGAUGCUCAGCCUUCAAAAUCUCAUCAUCAGCUACCUUCUGUCAUCCAGAGAAGAGAGACCAUGAUACAGUUUGAAGAAGUAACUCCAAUAAAACUAUCUCGACGAGAGCUACGUUAUAUUUCUCCCUCUGAAUUAUCUUUGAGACGAUCAAGCCUUGGAGCUGGUGCCAGUUUUGUUACUGCAGAUUCCACUGAAAUGGAGAAAAAGUCUAAUGUCACUAAGACAUAAUUACUCUUCAUUACAUUUGUAAUAGAUGUUGCAACUGUAUUAGAUUUUUUUUUUCAUGGUCUUGUAGAGUAUCAACUAUCAAUA
Dryobates pubescens (Downy woodpecker) is the source of this 4336-nucleotide messenger RNA. It is a transcript of the gene KIF27, whose product is annotated as kinesin family member 27. Lineage: Eukaryota; Metazoa; Chordata; Aves; Piciformes; Picidae. The record is from RefSeq and is a predicted model, not a curated record. Gene Ontology annotation, biological process: microtubule-based movement; mitotic spindle organization. The transcript has 17 exons. The coding region runs from base 35 to 4252 and encodes 1405 amino acids. Gene Ontology annotation, molecular function: ATP binding; microtubule binding; microtubule motor activity.